Oppia nitens is the source of this 1062-nucleotide messenger RNA. Its product is annotated as membrane-associated progesterone receptor component 1-like. The transcript has 3 exons. The coding region runs from base 274 to 885 and encodes 203 amino acids. NCBI's taxonomy places the organism in Eukaryota, Metazoa, Arthropoda, Arachnida, Sarcoptiformes, Oppiidae. The record is from RefSeq and is a predicted model, not a curated record. Gene Ontology annotation, cellular component: membrane; endomembrane system.
UUUGUUUAUUGAAUAUAGCGUUGAAUGCAUUGAAUCGAUUGAAAAAUCCCUGAAAUCGAGUAAUAAAUGCAAAAUAAUUGCAAAUUCAUAACAAAACUGUGAAUUCAUUGCAAUUUUUAGUCACUGUUUAACUAAAUAAUCGUUUCAUUUAUGAGGAAAUAAAACACAUUUCAAUCGCAUAACUGUUUUCUCUCAUAAUUUUGUUUUUUUAUAAUUCAAAUCAUUAUAUUUGUGAUCAAAACAUUAGUUUUUAAUCGAUAGAAAUCACAUGAAAUGUCGUCAAAAGCGGACAUCAAAAGUGAUUCAGUGAUCAAUGCGGACGAUACGAGUUUAUACACACUUUUGUCGGUAAUGUUCGGGUCUCCGGUCAAUGUUAUCCUCACUGUUGUCAUCGCAUAUCUUGUGUACCGACUCAUCAAAGGCCGCACUCGACAAACCAGACCCGAAUCGGAGGAAGAAGUGUUCAAAUUGCCGGAACCGUUGCCCAAACACGACAUGACAUUAGAAGAGUUGAGUAAAUACGACGGCAAAGGAGCCGACAAAAGGAUUUGUAUCGGAAUUCUCGGCAAAGUCUACGACUGCACCAAAGGACACCGUUUCUACGGUCCGAACGGUCCAUACGCACCACUUGCCGGUCACGACGCGACCCGUUCUCUGGCACUCUUUGAUGUUGAGGCCAUCAAAAGCGAAUGGGACGACGUGUCGGAUCUGACACCUUAUCAAAUGUCAUCAGUCAAUGAAUGGAUGGAACAGUUCUCCGAACGCUACGACUAUGUCGGCCGAUUGGUUCGCGAUUCCAGCGAAAAGAGUGAUCACAUCGGCGACGAUGACGAGGGCGAACCCGCCGAUGAACCCACAGAUGAGACCAAGAGUGGCCAACAGUGACCGCCCGGUGUGCAUGACAUGUGUGCGCGCGGGACCACCGAAUCAAUUGUUAUACUAUAGUCCAUAAAAUAUCACAAAUAUUUUUGAAUAACUUUAUAAUACAUUCUUAAUCUAUGGGUUUUUGUUAUCUUAGUUUCAGUUUUUUUAAAUUUAUUUUUAAAUCGGUUUUCAUUCACC